Messenger RNA from Phytophthora nicotianae INRA-310, 762 nucleotides. RefSeq lists its product as hypothetical. Bases 1 to 762 code for a protein of 253 amino acids. The transcript has 4 exons. Gene Ontology annotation, molecular function: nucleic acid binding. Lineage: Eukaryota; Oomycota; Peronosporomycetes; Peronosporales; Peronosporaceae. The record is from RefSeq and is a predicted model, not a curated record.
AUGAGCGCGCGCCAGACGUUGCGCUGCCUCGCCUCGGCUAUUGGCAUUCCUAAGACGACGCUGACGCGCCACUUGGCUGCAGGUGUCUUUCGUCGUGCUACGACUCGUGUUAAGCCGAAGAUGACAGACGUGUACAAGGCACGCCACUUGGCUUUCGCUCUUGCUCAUGUGGAGCGAGCAUUUGGAGGAAGAGACUAUAGAAUGCAUCACAUGUAUGACUACGUACACGUAGGUGAAAAAUGGUUCAAUUUAUACAAGGUAUCGACAAGAUAUUACCUCACCAAGGAUGAGCUUGCACCUUAUCAAGCAUGCCCCAACCGCCGCUACAUUGGCAAGGUCAUGUUUCUUGCAGCCGUAGCGCGGUCGCGGUACGACGCUAUACGCAAGACCUAUUUCGACGGAAAAAUCGGAAUUUGGCCGAUUGUAGAGUACGUGCGUGCUCAACGAAGCUCGGCAAAUAGAGGAAAAGGCACUAUUGAGGGAGAAAAUCGCUGUGCAUUAAGGUGCAGCAAGACAACGCUGGACCACAUGUUGCUGAAGACAACGGGGGAUAUUCUUGAGGCCGGGAUCGAGCACGGCUGGACGAUAGAGACGACGUGUCAGCCACCUCGCUCGCCGGACAUGAACGUCCUCGAUCUUGGUCUGUUCAAUGCUAUUCAGAGUGUUCAGUAUCGCUACCCUAUGCAUAAACUCCAGGGGUUGAUCGCUGUAGUGGAAGACGCUUUUCGAGGCUUACCACGCACGAUAAUCGACAAUGUGUAA